GUAAGCUAUUCCGCAAGCCCAAUCCGAGUCCCGGCCCAAGUCUCACCGGCAUUUCUUUGCAGCUUGCAGCAACGUGACGGGAAAUACGGAAGCUCCCAGAAGCAGGAGCUGGGGAUCAUCUUCUUCUCCCGCUUAAACCCUAAACCCUUCCACUCGUUUCACUGCUCUAUCUGCCUCUCCUACUGUAAAAUAAUCGGAAUGGCACUAACUCGACAUCUGAGGAAAAUCCUUCCAUCAUCUCCUAAAUCCCUACCUUUCUCCCAACAAGUUCUCGAACAAUGCCACCGCCCACAAAACCCCAAUUCGAUUCUCGCUGGACUAAUUCAAUCCAACGCAUUGGGCAUCUCGCGAACCCCCCACACCAGAACUUAUAUGUCCGAAAUGCGCAAAUCCGCCUUCCAGGACAAAAUGCUCAGGCUUCUGAGGAACGAGAUUCAGUACGAGCUCGAUCACUUCCCCCCAAAGCAGCCUGUAACCAGUUUUGGCCCGUUCAUCCUGGUUGACAAACCAGGGGAGCAAUGGAUUAGGCUGAAGAGGACAUUUUCUGCAGAUGAAGAUAUCAAAGUUGAAGCAAGCAUGUUUGAUGCUGCUAUACCGGCUCCAAAAUCAAGUGGUGUUGACUCGAAGGAAAAUGUUCAACUUCACAUCACUAUGGUUGUCAAUAUAUCUAAGCCUGGGGAUGAUGAUGUUCUAGAGAUAAUGUGCUCUGCCUGGCCAGAUACCAUUGAAAUUACAAAAGUCUUCAUACGGAGCACGAAGAAUAUGCCAGCAAAGCCUUAUGUUGGUCCUGAUUUCAAGGAAUUGGAUGAUGAGCUUCAAGACUCGCUUUACGAGUUCUUGGAGGCAAGGGGCAUCGGCGAUGAGAUUGCAGUUUUCUUGCAUGAAUAUGUGAAGAACAAAGGUAAAACAGAAUACAUCAGGUGGAUGGAUACUGUGAAGUCAUACAUGGAGAAGUCCUAGAGCCGAUCAAUCCUUAGUAGGUCUAUAGAGUUGGUUCAGUUGCAGAUUUGUCUUUUGUUUUCGCUGUCCAAUCGCGUGAUGACUUUGUACUAUCGAAUCAACUGCUCUUUGUAAGUUUCCUGCUAUUUGUUUUGAGGAGUCUAGCUCCAACAUUCAAAUUCGAGCCAUUGGUAUAGCACUGCCGAAGUAAAUAUGACCAGUUACAGUUAAAACACAGCAUUGCUUGUAUUCAAUAAGCUGUAUGAAUAUAUGACUCUUGAGAAAGACUACAAUUUUUGGGUUUCUUUUGAUGCAACUGAGCAGUCACAGACGAACCCUUUUUGAAUUUGCAUGCGUUCGGGGUUGAUGUAAUGUUUUUAUUUAAGGUGGAAGUCAAUUCUGGAGAUGCUGAAUCAGAAGUGACAGGAAGCAGAUUUUUACUGUUUGUAUGAUCAUCCGUG
Molecule: messenger RNA, 1400 nt
Organism: Linum tenue
Lineage: Eukaryota; Viridiplantae; Streptophyta; Magnoliopsida; Malpighiales; Linaceae
Source: the annotation of a GenBank genome assembly